Nilaparvata lugens (brown planthopper) is the source of this 1251-nucleotide messenger RNA. Its product is annotated as zinc finger protein 425. Gene Ontology annotation, molecular function: DNA-binding transcription factor activity, RNA polymerase II-specific; RNA polymerase II transcription regulatory region sequence-specific DNA binding. Bases 1 to 1251 code for a protein of 416 amino acids. Gene Ontology annotation, cellular component: nucleus. Lineage: Eukaryota; Metazoa; Arthropoda; Insecta; Hemiptera; Delphacidae. The transcript has 6 exons. The record is from RefSeq and is a predicted model, not a curated record. Gene Ontology annotation, biological process: regulation of transcription by RNA polymerase II.
AUGAUAUCCUCCAUCAUUCACUACACCAUUCAACUUCCGGUUACCAAAGGAGGGCUGAAGUCAUCUGGUGAUUGUGAUCUUAAACCGUUCUUCACGACUACUAAGCGAGGUUUCCCGAAACUGAUGUUGGACGGCUUCUUCUAUAACCGCUACAGAACGACAGCUAACUGCAGAACCAAUUGGAGAUGCGACCACAUUGGUUGCUAUGCAAGUGUCACCACGGAGACAGAUGUCUCGGAAGAUUAUGGCUUUCCCCGUCACUACAUAUCUUAUCUGUUUGAUAACAGAGGCUCUGAAGAAAGCAGCAGUCAGUCGGGUGCCGAAAGUCAGAGAUUUGUGUGUGUGCGCUGCAAAAAACAAUACAAGUACGAGUGCUCACUCAAGAGGCACCUCAAGUUUGAAUGUGGACAUUUGCCCAAGUUCACGUGCUCCAAAUGUGGUUACAGUACCAAACGACAUCAUAAUCUGUUGAGGCAUAUCAAAACUACCAAACAUCUCAGUGUCUUGAACAAGAUCAUUUGUCCUCGGUGCGGGAAAAGCUACAAGUACCACUCGAGUCUCGACCGCCAUCUUAAGUACGAGUGCGGAGUGGAGCCGAGAUUCAAGUGUCCCAUCUGCGAUCAUGUCACCAAGCAUAAGUCAAAUUUCUCAUCGGCGUUUACCAGUGCAAAACAUUUCGAAUCACAACUUGGUUCGCAAAGAAUUGUUCGCCACUCGAGUUCGGCGCUGGUAUCCCUUGGUCCAGAUGACCAGCACCCGUUCGUCUGCGACCGAUGCAAUCGCUCCUACAAAUAUCAAGCAGGUCUUUCCUCUCAUAAACGCUUUGAAUGCGGCAGACAACCACAGUUCAACUGUCCACACUGUGCAUUCAGCAGCAAGUUGAAAGGCAACCUCAAGAAGCACAUUGCACUGCAUUUCUCAUCGGCGUUUACGAGUGCAAAACAUUUCGAAUCACAACUUGGUUCGCAAAGAAUUGUUCGCCACUCGAAUUCGGCGCUGGUAUCCCUUGGUCCAGAUGACCAGCACCCGUUCGUCUGCGACCGAUGCAAUCGCUCCUACAAAUAUCAAGCAGGUCUUUCCUCUCAUAAACGCUUUGAAUGCGGCAGACAACCACAGUUCAACUGUCCACACUGUGCAUUCAGCAGCAAGUUGAAAGGCAACCUCAAGAAGCACAUUGCACUGCGUCACAUCACUAAAUUUUACUAUUUGAAAUCUUCAAACAAAUUGAAUGUCGGAUUUUAUCAACGAUGA